AUGGCGGACUGCAGCUGCCACACUUCUAUCUUGCUCUUCCCUGCAGCUCUUCUUCUUCUCCUCCUCUACCUAUCUCCUCUUAAUCAACAACUCUCGACCACCUUCUUCUUUUCAUCCAUCUCUUCUGAUCACAGAAUGAACACCCUUAAUGCCUCGCAAAUACCUCUGCCCCCGUCGCCAGCUCCGGCGCCUUCUCCGGCCAAAGACUUCAUUGGGUCUGCUAUUCCUUCCUUCAGUUCUAGCACUUGCACUAGUACUGCAACUGAUACCUAUGUUAGAAAGAAGAGUAGUUUGAAUAGAGUUGAAGAGAGCCUCGCCAGAGCUCGGGCGGCAAUUCUCCAGGCAGCCCGUUCACGUAACAACACAAGACCCAAAGAGGAUGAGUUCGUCUCCAAAGGAUCAAUAUACAGAAACCCAUACGCCUUUUAUCAGAGCCACAAUGAGAUGGUGAAGAGAUUCAAGGUUUGGGUCUACAGGGAAGGAGAACCACCCCUUGUUCAUAAUGGGCCUCUAAAUAAUAUCUACUCCUCGGAGGGACAGUUCAUUGACGAGAUGGAGAGUGGCCACAGCCCAUUUGCGGCCCGCCACCCUGAUGAGGCCCAUGCAUUCUUCCUCCCCUUUAGUAUAGCCAACGCCGUCCAAUACCUUUACAAGCCCCUCACAUCCUAUGCAAGGGAUCCACUGCAACAUGUCGUCGAAGACUACAUCGGCGUUGUAUCGAAUAAAUACCCAUACUGGAACAGAAGCCAUGGGGCCGACCAUUUCAUGGUCUCCUGUCACGAUUGGGCGCCAGACGUUUCAACUGCGCAUCCUGAGCUCUUCAAACACUUCAUCAGAGUUAUUUGCAAUGCCAACAUCACUGAAGGAUUCCGGCCCGGAAUCGAUGCCGCUUUGCCGGAACUCAAUACGCCUUUCGGAACCCUUGGCCGGCCGAGCUUCGGCCAGGCUCCUAGCAAGAGGACUCUCCUUGCCUUCUUUGCCGGAGGGGCACAUGGCUACAUAAGGAAGGUACUACUGGAACACUGGAAAGACAAGGAUAAAGAUGUCCAGGUCCAUGAGUAUCUCCCAAAGGGUAUGAAUUAUGCUAAACUAAUGGGCCAAGCCAAAUUUUGCCUGUGCCCCAGUGGGUAUGAAGUUGCAAGCCCUAGAAUUGUAGAGGCAAUCCAAGCAGGCUGCAUCCCAACUAUAAUUUCAGAUGGUUAUUGGCUACCUUUCAGUGAUGUACUGGAUUGGAGCCAAUUUUCAGUGCAGAUUCCAGUUGAGAGGAUACCAGACAUUAAGAAGAUUUUGCAAGGGGUCUCUCAAAAUAGGUAUCUGCAAAUGCAGAAGAAGGUGAGGCAAGUUAGAAGGCAUUUCGUGCUCAACCGACCCGCUCAGCGGUUCGAUGUCAUCCACAUGAUUCUUCACUCAGUCUGGCUAAGGAGGCUAAACCUCAGGCUUCCAUCCUGAUUUAUAUGUUGAUUUUUUGUCUCAAGUUUGAGAAUCCAUCCUUAUGGGGAGAAUGUAAUUUGUAUAAACAAUCUUUAGGUUUGGGUAGUAGAGUGAAUUUCAUUUGCAACAGUGUAAAUAGGAGUGAAAAUAGGCUGUAAAUCCUGAUUUAUUUUUACUUCAGAUUUGACAUUGUUUUCUUUGCUUUAGGAAGUAAAAUGAAGUGUUCCAAUUUAUAUGAAAGAGAAAUGAGGCAGGAGGUAGGUUUAUUUGGGGGGAGUGGUGAGAAGCAAAUUGUUUGAGAUAUCCACUUUAUAC
Molecule: messenger RNA, 1746 nt
Organism: Nelumbo nucifera (sacred lotus)
Lineage: Eukaryota; Viridiplantae; Streptophyta; Magnoliopsida; Proteales; Nelumbonaceae
Product: putative glycosyltransferase At5g20260
Molecular function (GO): glycosyltransferase activity
Source: RefSeq, a predicted model, not a curated record